Messenger RNA from Pocillopora meandrina, 9236 nucleotides. NCBI's taxonomy places the organism in Eukaryota, Metazoa, Cnidaria, Anthozoa, Scleractinia, Pocilloporidae. The record is from the annotation of a GenBank genome assembly.
UUUGUUCUCGUUAAAUUUUCAGCGAGGAAACUGUACAUUGACGCUCUGAGUUCAGGCAGGCAGCACUUAAGUGAAGGAAGGUGAGUUUUUACCACCGAGUGAGAGCUGUGUGACUUUCCUCUGAUGAAUUUUACAUGAAGGUUUUUAUGCUAAUUGAGCAAAUCCAGUGGUGUCAAUCAUUCGCGUUCUUCUCACGCACCGAAAGAUAUUGACACGUCUGUGCUUCAAAUUCAAAAGAUUUGUUGAGUGGCAGAUUGGAAACACGACCGCCAACCGAGCGUAACACUCUGUGAAAUAUAACAGCUAUCAUAUAGUGUUGUUGCUUUGAAACUGCGAGGUCGAAAAGUGGCCGAGCAGGGCUUUAUUUUGACCGUCGGUUAAGUAUAGAGUUGAGCAUUCCUAAUUCGUCACUCUAGCGCGGACAUCUUGGAUUUUUUAGUUUAUUCGUCGAGAGCUAGAUCUUUACUGCGUGAUGGAAGGAAAUGUGAUGAAUUCUGUCCAAGUUCCCAUGUUAUCGGGUCAGCAAGCUGCACUGGAGCAGAUGAAACCUCCUGAAGAAGGCCCGGACGGUCGUAAGCAGGACAUCGGUGAUAUUUUGCAGCAAAUUAUGAACAUCACAGAUCAGUCUCUGGACGAAGCGCAAGCGAGGUGAGUGAAAUCGAACACAUUGUUGAUUUCGUUUCUUCGAAAUUCUUCCGAUACUACGCUUAACUUUGCAGUGACGCACACUUGUUCAGUUCCCUCUUAUGUAUACUAAUAACUGUCGAUCUUUUGACUGCAUGCCUUUUGGCUUAUCAUAUGAUAAUGCAUUGUUUUCCCAUCACAUAUCCAUUUAGGAAACAUGCUCUGAACUGCCAUCGAAUGAAGCCCGCCCUUUUCAACGUCCUCUGUGAGAUCAAGGAAAAAACAGGUUAGUAAUGACAGCUUUUAACCCUACCACGUGUUUAUUUUCUUCAAACGCUUGAACCAACAUGAGACUUGCGGCUCAUUCUUCUUCCUCAAUCAGAUCUGGUGGUAUUCAAUAAAUCCUUCGAAAUUUUUGUCAAGUUCGUAGACAGAACGAUUCAUUUAUCAUCUCUCGAAACGUUCUCUGACUUUAAAUCGUCAGGUUGCAGGCCUUAAGUCAAGGAUGCGUCCUUCUGAUUUGAUAUCAUUAAACGGUCACAUUUUUCUUUUAUUAACGACAGAUUUUUUUUUUCGUCAAGAUUAUUCACCCGGUCGUUAUUGUGUUAAAGCUUAUCAACAAAGACUUCUGCGACGUGAGCGCAUACAAGUCGUAAGUUAGUUUGUGAGACAACAAAUUUUUAUCAGCGGAAGGUUGAUAUAUUAAUCACUCGUUUAAAUGUGUUUGAUUUCGAAGCAAAGGCCUCUAUCAAGAUAAAUUUCCUUACUCUCAACUAUUUUUUUUUCGGCUUCGUUUUUCGCUUGAUUGCUCGUUCGUUGCGGUUAAAGUGAAAAGUAGUGAUUUCGGAUAUCAUAGGGUGUUUAUACUGUAGUGUGAGCAUAAUGGAUUGUUGGUGCGAAUGUUUAUUGUUUGUCUACGGUCUCCCUUUUAGGCAAACAAUGGUAGCCAACUACACAAAGAAAAUACCUUUGUUUUGUUAUUCGAUAAUUCGGCAAAGUCUCUCUUUAGUGAUAUGAAUGUUACAUGGUUUCUCUAUAAUUUAGUUACACUCAAGAACCAUGGAAUAUCCAGUAUCUGCUGUGUAUCGUACUUUGAGAAUUUUGUAACUAUCUCUUUAUAACCGCUCUAUUAUGUAAGAAACUGAAUCAAUUUGCAAUUGUUAUCAACUGAGAGAGCAGUGUCCGUUUUUGAUACCUACUUUUUUAAAAAACAAAUUCCGAUAAUUUCUUCUCACUACAUGAGUGUGACUCUGAGAACAAACUGCAAAUUUUAGGAUUCAAAAUUCAACCUAGCACGACUCAGUUCAGUAUGACUUAAGAAUUACUUCGUGUGCGUGCAUAAAAAAUAUCUUUUUUUUUUAUGUAAACCUGUGUUAGCCUGAUUAAGAUUAUUCACAUUUUGGUAAACUCCUUGAAUGUUGUUAAAAGUCCCGUUCACUGGUAACUGGAAUUACAGGAUUACGGUCUUGCAUAAGAGUUUUACAGGUCACAGAAGACCUGGAAAGUCAUGAAAUUUUAAACCAUUUACUAUAUUUAGAAGGUCAAAGAAUUCCAAUAUGAGUCAGAGAAAGACAUGGAAUAUGAGAGAAAAUAUGUUCUUGAAAGCAAAAAAGCGUACGAAAUUCUGUAAAUGGAGGCUUGUUUUUUAUCUUAAUUUAAGGAUACAGUGGACCUUCAAGGGCUUUUUUUUACUUUUAUGGGUCAAACUAAGCAUUACUACUUUACUAGAGCUUCCAAAAAAAGUUUGUAACAUUGGAACACAUGUAAGUUAUUAACGAAAAUCUAAUGUUGAACUGAAUUCUUCAGUCUUCUUAAGUGUGAAUAACUAAUUAUAACAUGUCAACAUUGCAGCAAAACAUUCUGGUUCUUGAUUAUAAUGGUGAAGAGGUCUCCUGAUUUCUGUUGCAUGUGGUGAUCUUUUUUAUUGGUUGGUAUAAAAAAAUCGAGACUGUGAAUUGUUGUCCUCGAGCAAUGGCCUCCAAUGUAUUGCACAUUGGAAAACUUUUUAUAAGCAGACUUGACAGAAAAAUCUUAAAGCAGCCAAUUGAAAUAUUAUAAAAUCCCUUCAUGGUUUCCAUAACCAUUUCCCCAGGAUUGAAAUGGUAAAGAAGUUUCUUUUGUGUGGUCAGAUUUGAUGCCCAAUUAAUAAGUAUAUAUGAAGCAUAUUCAGUUUAAACUUUUUGUGCUCCAGCUAAUUUAUAAUUAGAUCAAGGUAAAAGAAAAAGUUUUCCUAGGAAGAAUAUUACAUACCCUCUCCACUGAUAUUAAGUUUAUGGUGUAAAUACUUCAAAUACCAACAUUUUCCAUAAAGAAAACCCGUGAAGCUUUACUGUAUCCUUGAAAACAAACAAUUUAAUCUCCAGUUGCAUACAGAUAGGAACAUAAAACUUACCCAAAAGGUCAUGGAAACUCAUGGAAUGCUUGUGCAAGUAAAAAAAUUAGAGUACCUGUUUAUUUUGUGAGGAAUAAUUUACAUCUGAGUUGUUCUUUUGUGUGCGCAUGUCUUGAAAAAACUAAGGUUUGGCACCUUUAAAUUUUUUUUAAGAUGGAAUUACCGGUGUUAUAAAUUUAUUCUCUAAUUACCAAAAUAAAAUAAAACUAUUCUGUGUUUUUGUUGAGUUAUCUUUUAUUACUUCCUUGCUCCUGCACAGCAUGAAUAUUUUACAUUAUUGCCUUCAUUAUAAUGUUACACAUAAUAUUAUGAUCCCAGGAUCAGUCAUGCUUCAUUAGAAAAAGAACAUGAAACAAAAAUUGAUGAAAGUAGCUCAGAAGGUCUUAAUCCUUCAACUCCCAUCGGUGACCAAGACAGAAUUCCUUCUUACAGUAUCAAUACAAUAUCAAGCAGAAAAGUAAUGCGAAUGAAGAAAAAUAUUAAUAAGGGGAUUGUCAGGCAAUACAAUUCCAAAUUCUUUGUACUAAACUCAUAAGAGGUUUGUGACAGACAGUAAGGAGAAUUGCUAAUGAGAUCUUGUGAGUGAAAGGUCAUCAAGGUCUCAAUUACUGUUACAUUUUUCUUCAACAGUGUUGAGUAUCCGGGGAUCUCAAGAAGAUGAACCUCCUGAUCCUCAGCUGAUGAGACUUGAUAACAUGCUCCUUGCAGAGGGUGUGGCAGGGCCCGAGAAGGGAGGUGGGUCAGCUGCAGCCGCAGCAGCAGCAGCAGGGGUUCAUGAAAAUCAAGCUGAGCAUACAGAGUACAGAGCCAAGUUAAACCAGAUCAGACAGAUAUAUCAUACUGAACUGGAAAAAUAUGAGCAGGUACAGUGCACUUAACAAAGGACACUCUUUGGAUUGAUUGUGGUAAAACUAAAUCACAAUAACAGUCAGAGUUUCUUAUCGGAUAGAACAUUUGAAAACAAGUGUUACAUUGUAAAUCCUCGUGAUUUCUAUUGGUUCUCUGAUUAGCACUUUUAUUUGAUUUAUUUCAAAUGUUUUAUUUGGGUAAUAGCCUUUGCUAAAUUUGAUUUUUCCUCUUUUAGGCUUGCAAUGAAUUUACCACCCAUGUUAUGAAUCUCUUGAGAGAACAGUCAAGAACGCGACCCAUUUCGCCCAAAGAAAUAGAACGUAUGGUGAACAUCAUUCAUCGUAAGUUUAGUGCAAUUCAGAUGCAGCUGAAGCAGAGUACUUGUGAAGCUGUGAUGAUUUUGAGGUCAAGAUUCCUGGAUGCAAGGUAAUCCUGAGCAGUAAAUAUUUUAUUCACAAACUAUUUUUCCCAUAAAGUGUGAUGGCUUCCAUUUUUUCACAAUAAAGUUUCAGUAUACUAUCUAGGCUUUGGAUACAGCAUUUGGCCUGUAUAGAAAAAGAACUAUAGAAUUAUUUUGUGAAGUUUCAUAUUUACUUUUGCUGAAAAGGAUUCUAAACCAUUCUUUUACAGGGUGUGAAAUUAACUUUUUUUUCUGAUAGCCACUUGGCUCCUAAAUUCUUCGAAGUGGUAGCCAAUUCAAAAAAAGUUGGUCGCCAUUUUCAAAGACAAACAAACCCUUUUUUUAUGCUGUCAACGUUCUAGAUAGACCCUCCAAAAUUAAUUCAGGGAAAAGAUCUCUAACGUUCUACAAAGUGGACACUAGGUUGGAUGAUAUACAAUGUUCAAGCUCACCUAAAUCCAAGAUGGCAUCUAGUUAUCGAUUGAGAUGCGUGUGCUGAAUUUUGGAAACAAACUUAACAAGGAAGUUUGCCGUGGAUUUAUCUUUGCAAAUUUUUUUGAUUCACUAUAUCUCUUGGUAAGGUUGUGAUGAAACAUUCUAAUCACCAAUUUGGCAACUAAUUUUCAAGAUUUGGUCGCCAAUGUGAACAAUUUAGUCGCAUUGGCGCCUGUAUUAGGCGCAAUUUCGCGCCCUGUUUUAUCCUAAUUGUCUACUGAUCACUAAUGGUGACAUAGAACCUCUUAAACACCAUCAGCAGAAUUAAUACCCCAAUUUUUUUGCCUUUUCAGGAGAAAAAGGAGAAACUUCAGUAAGCAGGCCACAGAAAUUUUGAAUGAAUACUUUUAUUCUCACUUGAGUAAUCCAUAUCCAAGUGAGGAAGCAAAGGAAGAACUAGCCAGAAAGUGUGGCAUUAGUGUUGCUCAGGUAAGGUAUUACAUGAACUGGUGAUACUCUAGUGGAUGUUGACCUACAUUUAAUGGUAAUUAGUACAGGCUUAGGUUAUCAAGGCAAGUAGAUUAUCAGAAUUUGUAAAAACCAAGUAAAAAGUUAAUUUGGCAAGUUUCAUUACCAAAUGAUUGAAUUUGCUGUAACUUCUGUUCCAUGUAGAUAUCAAACUGGUUUGGCAAUAAAAGAAUUAGGUAUAAGAAAAACAUUGGAAAAGCUCAAGAAGAGGCUAACAUGUAUGCUGCUAAAGCUGCCUCUGGUGGUGGUCCAGCAGGUCAAGUCCAAGGACAACCUGGGGUGCCGCCCUCUGCUCAAGGUUUGUGUUAGUUGUCUGAUAAUUUUUGCUUUUUGAAGAGCUCCUUAACCCUUUCACUCCCACAAGUGACCAAGACAAAAUUUCCCCUUACAAUAUCAACACAAUAUCAAGCAGGUAGGUGAUGAGAAUAGAGAAGAAUAUCAAUUAUGGGAUUAUUACUGUAGUUGAUACAAUUACCAAAUUCUCUGAACUAACAUCAUAAGAAUUGUAUGGCAGAUAGUAAGGAGAAUUACCAAUGAGAUCUUAGGAGUGAAAGGGUUAAUGCUGUUAGGCUGGUGUGCAUCUAUCCAUUGGUGGACAGAGGGUUCAUGGUAACUCUCUAACUCUAAGAGUGAUCAGCAACUAAUUUCUCCUUACAUUAAUACCGCUGAAUCAUUAGGAUCUUGAGAUUAGAGGAGAUUAUUGCUUCCUAAGAAGCUUUGAUUGUUAAACAAAUUCUCCUUGUCAAUACCAAAGAAAACAAAUAGAGAAAAGUAUGAAGAAUACCAAGUUUGGACGCUGAUGUGAGGGUGUAAAGCGUUAAAGUUUGUAUGAGUUUAGUUCAGGGAAUGUGCCAGAUGACAUUUUAGAACCCCUCACUCCCAAGAUAAAAAUUUCAAUUUCAACCAUUAAAUCUUCUGUUGGAUACUGGAUUGGUCAGCAUUGAAAACUCAGUCUGUGUAUGCAGAGAAAAAUUUUAAAAAAAAAUUAUGUUGGCCUCACAUUUCCCCACAAAUUUUAGGACAAUACCCUGGGAGUGCUGUAGCAGGGAGUCCAACAGGCGUGGUGCCAUCCUCACAGCAUCAAAUGCCAGUUACUAGUCAGCCUCAGCCAGACAUGUAUGGUGUUCAGAUGAAUGGCAGUGGCAUGAGUGCAGAAUAUCAGACUGGAUCUAAUGUUGGUGCUAAUGUCCAGUCUCAGGUCAGUUGUAGUGAAAGUCGGUUGAGCCCUGAGGCUGAGCCAUAUGGUUUAUAAGUGUAUAAAAUUUAACCCCCAUGUAAUUUGAGAUGAGUGUAUAAUCUACCUUGGAAGGGUGAUGUGCAUUUUUAAACUACAGUUCUUGAUUUCAUUUACCUCGGAGUGAUUCAUGCAAUUUCUUCCAAAAUUUAAGCACACUACCACACUACUCUCUAAAUUACAUUUAGAUAUACAUAAUGGUAAUAGAACUGAGUGGAGUCCAAUUUGGUCUGUGAUCAUAUGAGUGACUGACGAAAUUGGAUGACCGCAAAGCAGGAGUACAAUUUGUUGAUCAUGAGUAUGAUUACAGAAGGAAUUGGACAACACAAAGUCCUGUUACCAAUGAAUCAAAACUAUGCCAAAUUUGAGAUAGAAACUAUACAUUGAUUAUGUGUUCUUUUCAUUAAAAAACAAUGGUUAACUUAGCAAAAUACAUGACACCAGCAUGCCCACAUGAUGAACACUGUUCACUUACACAGGCAUGAUGUGGCAAACGUCUUAUUACACUGUCCAAUUACAAACAUGAUGUGUACAUUGUCUUAUUAGUUCUUAAAUUGGGUGGUGAUACUCAAUCACGUUUGAGAAUUUUGUUAAAGUUUUGAUUAACCUUGUAAUCAACUGUUAUUGCAUUGCGACAUGAGCCCCUAAUUAACCUUUAAUUGGGUUUUUUAUACCAUAUGGGUGUUUGCUUCUUACUGCAUAAUGCUUAUGCUAAUAGUGAUUGUUGGAAUGAUCAUAAAGGAACCAUUCUGAUAUUUAUUUUUAUCACUUAAGGUGCCAGGUUUGCGACAUGUGAUUUCCCAGGCUGCCACAGGUUAUGGUAUUGAUCCAGCCACAGGACACAUGCAACCUCAUGGGCAGAGUCAGGUCUAUCAUGAUUCUCAUCAUCUUCAUCAUCAAGUAAGAAAAGUAUAAACAGUUAUAAAAGUAUUCCUUGUUAGCAACUUAAGAUUUAUAUAAACAAUAGUAUGAGGAAUGUGCCUAGUGAUGUUAGAGUGUAAAAGGUUAAUUAAACAGUCUUUAAUUUAUCUUCUCUUGUUUACCAGGCAAGAGGGUUCAAUGAACUGUUUGACUCAAUAAAUGUGUGGGCUGGAAAGGCAGGAUCUGCUAAGGUAUGGCCACAUUACAACAUACAGUUAACAGUAAACCAUUCUGGGACAUAUUUAAGUAACUUUUUUUUGCUAGACAUUGAUAGUAGAUUCAGUAGCUUCUAAUAACAACCCUGCCUGUAAUGCUUGGCUUAAUUUUUCCACUAUCUCGUGUAGUUUUCAUUGUUACAUGUAAGUAAUGAGGUGCCAGUACAGUUUUGCAUAUAGAUUUCAGUACAAUGCCUCUAGAUCUUCCCAACUUGGUGUAAUCAGACUUUUAUCAUUGCAGAGUGGAGAACAAAGAAAGAGAGGGCAGAAUGGCAAAGCAGGUAUGGUGAAAAUGAUCUGCAAAGUGGCAGGAAACAGCUCCUUAAUUAGUGGAUAGUAGCUGGAGAAUUCUCUGAUUGCUACAUAAUGAACUUCCUGAUUAUUUACAAUUAUUUAAUUUUCAAAUCAGAUUAUUGCAUCUCUAGUGUUCUGAUUGGUUCACACAACUCCGGCUAUCAGCUCAUAUUCUGAGUCACCUUAUAUGGAAAUGCAUUGAGCCAACUGUUGCAAAGCUGAAAAAAGGCUCCAAAUAUCCAAAUGUUCAGGAUUCAAUGGAUUUUAAUAUAAGUUAUUUUAUUCCAAUAUGUUGGAUAUGGUGCAGUAGCUAAGUUGGCUCUUCACACCUCAUUGGCUAUUUAUCAUAUCAUAUCAUAUCCAAUACAAAAUCAUGGAAUAAUUUUUAAAUAUUGGUUGGCUAAAUGUACUUUUCACUAAUGUCUUAGGAAGUCGCAGUAACACCCCUUCAGAUUCCAUACCAGGCUCUCAAGAGGACAAAGAUGAGCAGGGAGGCCCAGAAUUCUCUAGUUUACAGGGGCUGACUGAAAUGACUAAUGCUGACUUUGAUUCACGCGGAAGUGAACGAUCCAGGGAUGAACCCCCAUCAAAGAGGACUAAGAUGUGAGAAAUACUGGAUGGAUGGAAAUGAGGUGGAUUUUGCUGGAUGGCUGUGGUUUGUGUUCAAGAAAACUGGAAUGGACACUAGUGAAUUAUUUGAGGAUUGUAGGAAGUUGUGUGCUGAAAGAUUGAUUUAGGAAGGUGUGCCUCAGUACAUGUAGGUAAAAAUGACUUAAAGACGCCUUGAUACACAUUGGACAUGACGUUUAAUUCUCAGCUCAGUUCAUGGUGUUGAUGUAUGAAAAGCAUGCUAGUGUGUUUACAGUUUUGGUGCUAUAACUUUUGUCAAGAAAAAUGCUAGCUCUUUUCGUUUCACAAUGUGACAGCAAACAACAGAAUGGCUGCAUUUACAUGGCUAUAGUACCAUCAGUGUAAAUUUGGGAAUGAGAGUUAACUGACAUGAUUGUGAUUUUAACAAAUCCAAUUCAAAAUGUAAUAAAAAUGGUAGUAUCUACUCUAAUAUAUGAUCGCAGGCUUGACUAUAACAAUUACAAGUGAUUUAGAAAGCUCUAUUGAAAGGUAUUGUAAAGUAUUAGUUCGUAUAAAUCAUCAGUAUCAUCAGUAUUAGCAUUAGCAAGUGUUACUUUCUCAUCAUGCUUCCAAAAAAACUUACAAAAUGGCUUUUAUGCCUUAGAAAAAAAAACUGGAUUGUGUAGAGUAUUAUUCAAACGGCUUGUACUGUUCUUGACUAUUGUUGAUGUUGGCAAAGAUGCUUGCUUCUUGGUGUAAGUGCUUUGUGAUCAA